Molecule: messenger RNA, 3121 nt
Organism: Benincasa hispida (wax gourd)
Lineage: Eukaryota; Viridiplantae; Streptophyta; Magnoliopsida; Cucurbitales; Cucurbitaceae
Product: vesicle docking protein
Biological process (GO): vesicle-mediated transport
Source: RefSeq, a predicted model, not a curated record
GGGGAAAUACGACAGAUUACCCGCGAGUGCCCAAGUACCGUAUAGAGAGGUACGGAUCUUGGUCCAGGUCCAGUCCCAACUUCGAAGCUCCGACCACAGAGGCUUCAGCUUGGUUUUCUUCCAAUCCUUCUGUUUCCGAUCGGAAGCUGAAUCGCCGGAUUUUGAUUGAUGGAAAAUCAACCUUCGACUUAUUGAAACUGAUGGGCAGCUUAUCGACUUCUGUUUUGUCGUCCGCAUGGCCGAAAGCUAAAUAUCUGUUUGGCUGAAUUUUGUUCCUGUGUUUUUGCAUCUUCUGCUGAAGACUUAUACCCUAACGCAUGGCUUUGCUUGAUGUCACAAGGUCAUGCCUUGAUUCCAUUAGUCAGAUAUCAGAUCACCUUGAGGGUUCCGUACUAUAUCUUGAUGCUGGGUGUGUGGAGAGUUUCCAGAUUCUUGGGGGAUUCCCGUUAUUACUUGACCUUGGUGUCCAUGUUGUCUGUAGCUUGGAAAAUAUGACUUCUCUUGAUGCUGUGAUUGAUUGGAACCCAGCUUCUGCGAAGAAACUUGUGGUGAUUACAUCCCGUCUCCUGAGUGAUGCACAUCGUUAUAUUUUACGCUGCCUGACUACACAUCAAGGUGUUCGCCAUUGUAGAAUAUUUACAUCUAUCUCAGAGAUUGCUCACUCUGCAUAUCCUGAUUCACCUUUGGGACCAGAUGCAUUCCAUGAGUAUGAAUCUUUACUCGUCCAAGAUUAUGAGGAACUUGUUAAGAAAGGUGGAAAAAAAGCUGUGCCUUCGGAGGACAGAAACUUGGAAAAAUAUAUAUCCUCAGAAGAUGAAGGAUGGUCGAGACUCACUUCAAGUGAAGAGGACAUCACUCAACUAGAAGCUAGUCCAAGUGGAAGAGAUUCAUAUGAAGACAUUCUGACGAGUCACCGAGAAGAUGUAGGGCAAAAGCUCGUUGUUUCUGUGCAUCACUUCCCAAUGAUUUUGUGUCCAUUUUCGCCAAGAGUUUUUGUCUUGCCUUCAGAGGGAUUAAUUGCUGAAGCAUGCUUAUCAGCAGAAAGUGUGGAUUCCCUUAGUCCUGGUUUGCCUCCCCUAUAUAUUGGGAUGCCUCCUGAUGGUGAUGAUAUUCCCCCCGGGGCAACUCUUACUGCGCAUUUUCUUUACCAUUUUGCUGCCAAGAUGGACUUGAAGAUGGAAAUAUUUUCCAUUGGUGAUCUGUCAAAAACUGUUGGAAAGAUUUUGACGGAUAUGUCUAGUCUUUAUGAUGUAGGCCGACGCAAGAAAUCAGCUGGUCUCCUGCUAGUUGACCGCACACUUGAUCUUCUUACUCCCUGUUGUCAUGGAGACUCACUUGUAGACCGCAUGUUUUUGUCAUUGCCCCGCAGAAAAAGAACUUCACCUGUUUCCCAUGUCAAAGGUCCAGAAACUUCCCUUAGACACGGUCCACGUAUCUGUAGACGAGCACCUCUUGAUGUUCGGAUACCACUUGCAGAAAUUCUUACUGAAGAUGGAGGUAAAGCUGAUAAAUUUCGGCUUGGUGAAAGGAUUGAAGUUUUUCUGUCUGGUUGGAAUUCUGGAAGCUCAACUCCUCAGAAUUUUGAUAAGGGUGGUGAAAGCAACAGAGAUCAAAAUCUACAAUCGCCAAUUUAUGACCCUGAACUACUUAGUGGCUGUUUUGUCUCCUCCGAGAAUUUUCGAGGAACUUCAUACUUGGAAGCGAUACUAGAUAGGAAAACAAAGGAUGGAACUGUGCUGAUAAAGAAGUGGCUACAAGAAACUAUGCGCAAAGAAAGCGUUGUUGUGAAUGGGAAAAUUCGUCCUGGGUUUCCUACCAAAUUGGAAUUGGAAUCUAUGAUUAAGGCACUGUCUAAAAGCCAGACUUGUUUGUUGAGAAAUAAAGGAGUUCUUCAGCUAGCAGCUGCCGCAACAGUUGCAAUCGAGGAAUUAAACAGCACACGGUGGGAUGCUUUUCUUAGUGCCGAAAAAAUAUUGCGUGCAAGUGCUGAAGAUACUAGUCAGGGGCUGGCUGCACAAAUUGUUGAUCUUAUAAACAAAAGUGUCUUGGCGGUUAAAUCGGAUUCUUCAAAGGGAAUUCUUUCAUUUCAAGAUGCUUUGCUUCUUACAAUUACUGGUUAUAUAUUGGCUGGAGAGAAUUUCCCGACGUCUGGGUCUGAUGGUCCGUUCUCUUGGCAAGAGGAGCAUUUCAUGAAAGAAGCUAUUACUGAUGCAAUUUUAGAAAACCCAGUGGAUGGAAAAUUGAAUUUUCUCCAUGGUUUAAUAGAAGAGCUUCAAACGAACCGAGAUAGGAUCAAAUUGAAGGGAACAAAAGUGAUGGGAUCGAUGGAAAUAAAAGAUGAUGACUUUGAUGAUCAGUGGGAGAGCUGGGGUGAUGAAGAUGCUGAUAUUAACACUACUAGUGAGGAAGUAUACGAUGAUAUGCAGCUCAAGUUAGAGUUGCGCGAUCGGGUGGAUAAUCUUUUCAAGACACUUCACAAGUUGUCCGGUACAAAGAAGAGAAAUUUACUUUUGAAGGAGACAUUAAAUUCAGAAAAUAUCCUCAAUGGAGAUCAGUAUGCAAAUAAAGGAGUACUUUAUAAACUUCUGGCUAGGAUCUUAAACAAGCAUGAUUUACCUAAUUUGGAAUACCAUUCCUCCACGAUGGGGAGACUUUUCAAAAGUGGGUUUGGAAGAUUUGGUCUUGGACAAGCAAAACCCACCCUUGCUGAUCAAAACGUCAUUCUGGUUUUUGUUAUUGGCGGCAUUAAUGGUCUUGAGGUUCGUGAAGCUCAGGAGGCAUUAUCUGAGAGUGGAAGACCAGAUAUAGAACUGAUUGUUGGUGGAACAACCUUCCUCACUCCUGAUGAUAUGUUUGAUUUGUUGCUUGGGGACUCGGCCUACGUUUGAUUCCUUUGAAUUUUGAGGCUUUCUCAUUUCUCAUUACUUAGGGUCAUUUUUUCCCCACAGAUAAUUACUCUCUCUUUUACCCAACAGUUGUACACUUAUUUUUUAGCCUUUGGUAUCUCUAUUUACAACGUUCGAAUUACACAUAUGAACUAAAGAAUUCGAACUUAAUUAUUGUGUUAUUAAAUAUUUAAGUUUUCAUUUCAAUAGGCAGUUCUUUUAGUGCGAUUCUCUCA